This is a messenger RNA of Pseudovirgaria hyperparasitica, 438 nucleotides long. RefSeq lists its product as uncharacterized. The record is from RefSeq and is a predicted model, not a curated record. The transcript has a single exon. NCBI's taxonomy places the organism in Eukaryota, Fungi, Ascomycota, Dothideomycetes, Acrospermales, Acrospermaceae. Bases 103 to 366 code for a protein of 87 amino acids.
UGCGAAAGACGAGGAAAUGAAUGGAACAGUCGUUGAGCUUGCCGCGAACAGUAGAGAGUUCCGUGCUGCUAGGUUAGACGGCAUGUCUAGACUGUCUAGAUUAUGAAAGCAAGGCAUAGCCGACUUAUAUCGGAUCGUUCAAAAGCUCCACUUGUAUGGACUUUGCACGGCAAUAAGCGGUCUUUGGCAAGUCGAACUGGAGAUAAGUGGUGGCAUUUUAGACUGGAGACGGUAGGGGAAAUAUGUUGCACUACUACGGCUACCUACACACGUCACAUUUCGUCAUUUCGGCGGUUAUAUAGACUCGCCAUACUUCUCCUCCUUAUUCAGUUAAUCAAAUUAUUCCUUACACCUGUCAAGUACUAGCGUUUCUAUUCACAUCCUUAAAACAUGACCGACUACGAAUUCCAAGGCUGGCUCGGCGAGGACGAGAAAUCC